AUGGACCCGAGGCACUGUGAUUGGCUGUAUGCUCUGGCCUCCUCCUCUUAUUGGACGCCUCCUCGUCGAUGUGAACGUAGCCUUGAUCUUGGUGCAGCAGCACUGGCAGCAGUCCCUGUUGCAACUGAGCCAUGGGGGAUUAGAGGCUUCACGGAGCCUGGAGCUGCACAUGCAGCGGUUCUGCCAGGGCGAGUGGGGCAAGGGCCUCUGUUGGCUGCUGUGAGCGACGAUGACGAGGACACCAUCGUAUCUCUGUUUGAGAACGCAACAGCGUCAGUAGUGUCUAUUAUGAAUGUUGAAGUGAAUGGCAGCGGCAAGGGAAAGGGAGGAGCUGGAGAGGAGGUCAUGGAAGGAAUUGGCUCCGGAUUUGUCUGGGAUGAAUACGGUCACAUUGUCACCAACUACCAUGUGGUUGCCAAGCUGGCGACUGACACUUCUGGGCGGCAAGCCUGCAGGGUGUCUCUUCUCGCCCCAACAGGCGCCAUGCAGACGUACGCUGCUACUCUUGUCGGCACUGACCCCUCCAGAGAUCUUGCUGUACUCAAGAGCUGCUUCGCCAUUGGCAAUCCCUAUGGCCUGCAGCACACACUCACUGCUGGGGUCAUCAGUGGGCUAGGCAGGGAGAUUCCGGCACCAACGGGUGCUGCGAUCAGGGGAGCGAUUCAAACUGACGCUGCAAUCAACGCAGGUUCUGGCUCUUCAUCCGGGGUCAACUUUGCCAUCCCAGUUGACAUGGUCAGGAGAGUGGUGCCCCGACUUAUUGUCUAUGGUGCUCCUAGACCACCAGCUGUGUAG
This is a messenger RNA of Closterium sp. NIES-65, 795 nucleotides long. The record is from the annotation of a GenBank genome assembly. Lineage: Eukaryota; Viridiplantae; Streptophyta; Zygnematophyceae; Desmidiales; Closteriaceae.